UUGAUGAACCAGAAGGACUAAAAAACAUGUUCACCUUGAUCACCAAGCGCUUGGAGAUAAAAGGCUUUGUAGAAACAGACUUCAAGCAUGUUUAUCCAGAAUAUUUACAAUUGGCAACCAACCAUCUGAAGACAAGAAAAUUGGUCUAUGUUGAAGAUGUAGCUGAGGGCCUAGAAAAUGGUCCAUCUGCUCUGGUUGGAAUUUUCCAUGGCUGCAAUGUUGGCAAGCAGAUAAUUCAUGUUGCUGAUAGAGACUAGCAAUGAAGUUUCAAGUUCAAAUCCGACCAUCAAGAUAUUUAAGCAUUUCCUGUUCAUUUUGGUAUGUGUUUGAAAGUUAUAAUAGAAGUGGGAUGCAAUGAUGGAUCAUACAAUAUUGAGUAUUACUUAAUUAAAAUGAAAUUGAAUAUUCCAA
Molecule: messenger RNA, 411 nt
Organism: Rubroshorea leprosula
Lineage: Eukaryota; Viridiplantae; Streptophyta; Magnoliopsida; Malvales; Dipterocarpaceae
Source: the annotation of a GenBank genome assembly